Vitis riparia (riverbank grape) is the source of this 537-nucleotide messenger RNA. RefSeq lists its product as uncharacterized. The coding region runs from base 1 to 537 and encodes 178 amino acids. Lineage: Eukaryota; Viridiplantae; Streptophyta; Magnoliopsida; Vitales; Vitaceae. The record is from RefSeq and is a predicted model, not a curated record. The transcript has a single exon.
AUGGAUUUGGACUAUGCAUUGAGAGAGGAUCGCCCUCCAGACCUUACUAGUGCCAGCACUACUGAGCAAAGAGCUGCUAUGGAAAAAUGGGAGCGAUCCAAUCACAUGAGCCUAAUGAUAAUGAAACACUCAAUUCUAGAAGCUAUAAAGGGUGCAAUACCUGAGGAAACCCGAGCCAAGACAUUCUUGGACCAGAUAGCAAACCAAUUUGUUGCAAAUGAAAAGGUUGAGACAAACACUAUUCUUAGUAAGCUUGUCUCCAUGAGAUACAAAGGGAAAGAGAAUAUAAGGGAGUACAUAAUGGAAAUGUCCAAUCUUGUGACUAAAAUCAAGGCACUAAAGUUAGAGUUGUCACAAGACAUACUCAUGCACUUGGUCUUGAUCUCUCUGCCUACACAAUUUAGUCCAUUCAAGAUUAGUUACAACACACAAAAGAAAAAAUGGACUCUGAAUGAGCUUAUUGCUCAGUGUGUACAAGAGGAGGAGAGAUUGAAACAAGAGAAGAUAGAAAGUGCUCACUUGGCUUCCACAUCUUAG